GGAGUCCGCGCCCAUUUCCGCCGGCGCGGAGCCCGGCCCCUCGGCCCCGCCGCGCUCUGGGCGCUCGCCACGGCCACCGCCACCUCCAGCUCCACCAUGCCGGCGGCAGCGCUGGCCCUGGGCGUGCUGGUAGCUGUGUGCCAUGCCCUGGAGAACACGACGUCGGCCCUGAGCGGUCCACCGGUGGCGGCGGCGGUGCGGUCCCACUUCAACGAGUGCCCCGACUCCCACAGCCAGUUCUGCUUCCACGGGACCUGCCGCUUCCUCGUGCAGGAGGACAAGCCGGCGUGCGUGUGCCACUCGGGCUACGUGGGGACGCGCUGCGAGCACGCCGACCUCCUGGCCGUGGUGGCCGCCAACCAGAAGAAGCAGACGAUCACCGCCCUGGUGGUGGUGGCCGUGGUGGCCUCGGUCGUGCUCAUCGCCGUCUGCGUGCUCAUACACUGCUGCCGGCUGCGGAAGCGCUGCGGGUGCUGCCGGGAACCCCUCUGCGGCCAGGAGAAGCCGGCCGGGCUCCUGAAGGGCGGCGCGUCCUGCUGCCACGCCGAGACGGUCGUCUGACGCAGCCGGAGCUGCCGCAGCCGAGCCAGGACGCCGCGCCGGGGUUGAACACAGCUGAUUCCCUUCUCUCUCUCUCUUUUUUUUUU
Oxyura jamaicensis (ruddy duck) is the source of this 647-nucleotide messenger RNA. It is a transcript of the gene TGFA, whose product is annotated as transforming growth factor alpha. The record is from RefSeq and is a predicted model, not a curated record. The transcript is spliced from 9 exons. Lineage: Eukaryota; Metazoa; Chordata; Aves; Anseriformes; Anatidae. The coding region runs from base 97 to 561 and encodes 154 amino acids. Gene Ontology annotation, biological process: positive regulation of cell population proliferation; positive regulation of mitotic nuclear division; epidermal growth factor receptor signaling pathway.